AUGCUUCGACGGAGACACAAAAAGUCAAGGGGUGGCUGUCUAGAAUGCAAGCGACGCCAUGUCAAGCGGGAGUGCGGCUACGCGACUCCAGGCCCUUCCAGCGCCCGGCUGAGCCCGGGCGUAUCUUCCCACGGACGGUCCACCAGUCCGGGCGAUGCACAGAUGCUCGACGCCAACAUAUCCCAGGCGGCGACACCAUCCCUCGCCGUGACCCCGGCUUGCUCUAGCUCGCCACAGCCGACCUCAUGUUCAAACAUUAGCGAUCCGCCUGCCCCAGCCGCUGAGGGCGUCCUCAACAUGGCACACAUGGAGCUCGUAAUCCACCUGAUCACUGACCACCGGCUGUUUACUCUGAGCGACCAUGUCGGCGAGCUCCGCCACGGCGUUGAAUACGCUCUUAGAAAAGGUCUGGAAGCGCCGUACCUACUGCACCAGCUGCUCGCCUUCUCCGCCCGCCACCUGGCCUUCGUGCACCCCGAAAGAGCCGGCAGUCUCAAACACCUGGCAGAUACCCUCCAAACCCGAGCUGUCUCUCUCUUCAACAUGAGCGACUGGAGCCAGAGGGUGGAUCGGUCCAAUUGCGUCGAGAUCUUGCUCUUCUCUGUCGCGCUGGGCCACCAUCUCCUUGCGGACAUGCUCGCCAAGCGACCGGGCGGCCUCGAGGGUUUCGUGGCUCACUGCACACAGUGCAUGGACACGCAGAGAGGGAUAUAUACUGUCGCCAAGAGUGCCUGGCCGCUCCUCCUCGAGACGGAUCUCGCGCCCUCCCUGAACUGGAGCAAAGGCUUCACGUCCAGGAGACCGAAGGGCGAUGACUGCGACGGCGUGCUGGACCUGGUCGACCGAUCGCCGUCCCUGACAGAAGACGACAAGCAAGCCUGCCGGACCGCAAUCAACUACCUGCAGGUCGGGCUAGACGCGAUUCCGCUUGACCAGGAGGCCACCGAGGGGAACCCGUACCAGAUGCUCUUCUCGUGGACGAUGCUCGUGCCGCAGGAGUUCACGCGGCUGGUCGCAGACAGGCGGCCCGAGGCCAUCGUGGUGCUGGCGUACUACGCUAUGCUUCUUUACCAUGGGCGGUUCAUGUGGCAGGUGCAGGAUGCUGGCGCGUACAUCAUGGGGUUGAUUGUGGACUAUCUCCCUCCCGAGUGGCACCCGUGGCUCGAGCAUCCGCGGGAGUGGAUAUCCUGUUAG
Thyridium curvatum is the source of this 1194-nucleotide messenger RNA. RefSeq lists its product as uncharacterized. Gene Ontology annotation, molecular function: DNA-binding transcription activator activity, RNA polymerase II-specific. Gene Ontology annotation, biological process: regulation of transcription by RNA polymerase II. The transcript is spliced from 3 exons. The record is from RefSeq and is a predicted model, not a curated record. NCBI's taxonomy places the organism in Eukaryota, Fungi, Ascomycota, Sordariomycetes, Thyridiales, Thyridiaceae. The coding region runs from base 1 to 1194 and encodes 397 amino acids.